Kwoniella shivajii is the source of this 933-nucleotide messenger RNA. RefSeq lists its product as uncharacterized. Lineage: Eukaryota; Fungi; Basidiomycota; Tremellomycetes; Tremellales; Cryptococcaceae. The transcript is spliced from 4 exons. The record is from RefSeq and is a predicted model, not a curated record. Gene Ontology annotation, cellular component: U2-type catalytic step 1 spliceosome. Gene Ontology annotation, biological process: mRNA splicing, via spliceosome. The coding region runs from base 1 to 933 and encodes 310 amino acids.
AUGCCUAAGGACCCUCAACAGGUCAUUAGACUCAUGGCACCCUUUUCAAUGAGAUGUAAUAGAUGUGGAGAGUAUGUUUACAAAGGAAAGAAAUUCAACGCUCGUAAAGAGACUGCUCAAGGUGAAGAAUAUUAUGGAAUUAAAAUAUUCAGAUUUUACAUUAAAUGUCCAAUGUGUUCAUCCGAAAUAACAUUCAAAACUGAUCCUAAGAAUGCAGAUUAUACAUGUGAACAAGGAGCCACAAGGAAUUUCGAAAAUUGGUCAGAAAAUUCAAAAGCUACACAUCUGCCAGGUGCAGAGGCGGAUGACGAAUAUGAUUCGGAUGGUAAUCCAUUAGAAUCAAAGAUCGAGAAAGACGCAAUGGCAGAUUUAGAAAGAAGUCAAGAGCAAAGUAGGAGAGAAAUGGAAGCAAUGGAUGAAUUAGCUGAUCUAAGGCAACGUAAUGCAAGGUUGGAAUUAUCGAAUGUUUCUGCAGAUCCAGAUGCAAUGUUAGCGGCUUUACAUGCGGAGAGGGUUUCGGUUGAAGAAGAAAACAGGAGAAAAGCUGAAGAAGACGAGGAUGAUGCUUUGGUCAAACAAUUCUUCUCCAAAGUCCCUGCAACUGGCUCAGCACCAACCGUUCGCAAAAAGAAGUCGAAACCUGAUUCACCGGAUGGAGAGGUUGAUGGUCUUGUAGAAGAUCAAGGCAGUGAAGAAGGAAGUGAAGAAGAGACUGCUUUGCCUGCUGCUCUAACUAUCAAACGUCGCCCUGCACCUGGUAACGCCACUGGAAUAGCUGAACCUUCAGUAGCUAGUAUCUUAGCUGCGAAAGGGAAAGUAUUAGAUGGUCAAUCGAAUGGCAGUAAUGCUCCAGCUGCAGCACCGGCACAAGCUAAAAGGAAAAGAGAGGGAAUGCAGAAACUGCUCGGUAUCAAGAAGAAGGCAAAGGCUUAG